Messenger RNA from Bombyx mandarina (wild silkworm), 5260 nucleotides. Its product is annotated as neurexin-1-like. The record is from RefSeq and is a predicted model, not a curated record. Lineage: Eukaryota; Metazoa; Arthropoda; Insecta; Lepidoptera; Bombycidae.
AGCGCGCUUCAGUCGCGCCGUGCACCCAACGUAAGUCAAUUACAUAACCGAAACACUUAAUUAAAACUCUAAGCAAACUUGAAACCAAACUGUUACCAGCAUUCGAUUGUGAUGUGUUAGUGAGUGUUACGUGUUGGCAGUGAAAAAAAACUAAUGUUCGAUGGCUUCCAAUAUAUUCAAGCAAUGAAACGCAAACGGUGUAGAGGCUACUUCGUUAUCUGCUGAUGUGAUCGACCAUGCCGUCUGCCGUCGCGACCAUGCGCUACGCACUCCUAUGCUUGCUCUCCUUCUCGCUCAGCACAACCUUCGCUUUCGUGCUCGACAAGCAAAACCCAUACUCCCAAUUCAGGAAGUGGAACGCGGGCCUCAACGGAACCAUAGAAAUUGAAUUCAAAACCGACCAGCCGAACGGUUUACUUUUGUAUACGGACGACGGUGGCACUUAUGACUUUUUCGAAUUGAAACUCGUUAAUGGAGGUUUGAGAUUGAGAUACAAUUUGGGAGGCGGCGCGCAGAUUUUAACUGUCGGAAAUAAUCUCAAUGAUGGACAUUGGCACAAAGUUCAGGUGGCCCGAAGAGACGAGCACACAACCUUGACAGUGGACGGCAUCAGCCAAACGAAAACGUCCAGAGGAAAGGAAUUCGCCUUCGGGAAGUUCACAACCAACUCUGAUGUCUUCGUCGGCGGGAUUCCACCGUCGUACGAUUCGAAAUUGGCGACCCUAGCGUUACCGUCAGUGAUAUUCGAACCUAAAUUCCGGGGAGCUGUUCGUAAUCUGGUUUAUUCAGAUCUACCGGGUCAGCCGCCGCGGAGACAGGAGUUACGGCAUUCCAGGGAUUUAAAGUCAUCUCGUAUCGGCAACGCGAGUGGGGACGCGUGCGAGAGACGUGACCCUUGCCAGCACGGCGGGGUCUGCAUCAGCACCGACGACGGACCGGUCUGUGAGUGCCGAGACGGCGAUUACGAGGGAGCAUUUUGUGAACGAGACAAAGCACCAUCGGAGGCUACGUUCCGAGGGGCCGAAUUCCUCUCCUACGACUUGACGCAAACAGGAGGAGAGCCCAUCGUCAGCACACAGGACACUAUAUCACUAUAUUUUAAGACAAGACAACCUAAUGGGCUGUUGUUUUAUACUGGUCACGAAGCAGACUACUUGAAUUUAGCGGUUCGUGAUGGUGGCGUUUCUCUUACGAUGGGUCUCGGAAACGGUAAGCAGGAGAUGCACAUCAAACCGUCUAAGACGAGAUUCGAUGAUCAUCAGUGGCAUAAGUUAACGGUGCACAGAAGGAUACAGGAGGUAACUUCGUUCACCAGUUUUUGCAGGGUAUCAGCGAUAGUCGAUGACGUAUAUUCGGAUCAUUCCCAUGUGGCCGGGUCCUUCACGAUGUUGGCGAGUUCAAGGGCUCAUGUCGGAGGAUCUUUGAAUGCCAGAGCCUUGCCCGGUGCCAGGGUCCAUACUAAUUUUAUUGGAUGCUUAAAGAAGGUGGAGUUCUCAGCGGACACUCUUCGACUGAACCUCAUCGACUUGGCUAGAACCGGCAGCAAAUUGAUAACCGUAACAGGAAGGUUGGAAUACUCCUGCAUAGCUACCGACUCUGCGGACCCAGUUACAUUCACCACUAGGGACGCCCAUUUGAUACUGCCAAAAUGGGAAGCAGUGAAGACAGGAACAAUAUCGUUCAAAUUUCGAACGAACGAACCAAACGGACUGAUCUUAUUCAACAUGGGCGCCAAGCCACCAAGGGUAGGUUGCACGGCUGACCUUUUUGCUGUGGAGAUCCUCAAUGGCUAUAUCUACGUGCACGUCGAUCUUGGAUCUGGCGGGGUUAAGGUUCGAGCAUCUAGGAGACGGGUGGACGACUCGCUCUGGCAUGACUUUCUCCUGAGGAGAAGUGGCAGAGACGGCAGAGUUACUGUUGAUGGUGCUAACGCCGAGUUUAAGACUCCUGGUGAAUCUAAUCAGCUGGAGCUGGACGGUCCUCUGUACGUCGGUGGACUCGGUUCAGAGUACUCAGCUUCCAGAACCCCACCGGUUCUUUGGACGGCUGCCCUUAGACAAGGUUUCGUUGGCUGCGUUAGGGACUUGACACUGAACGGAAAAUCUCAGGAUCUGACGGCUUUUGCACGACAGCAAGAUUCCGCAUCAGUGCGCCCAGCCUGCCACGUGCUGAUGAAGCAGUGCGUGAGUUCCCCGUGCCAGCACGGCGGGAUCUGCUCCGAGGGGUGGAACAGACCCCUGUGCAAUUGUUCUGCUACGAACUACGGCGGACCAACUUGUGGAAGAGAGUCCCCAACAAUAUUCCUCAACGGCAGCCAGCACCUCACAGCGUCUCUAGGGCCAGAGCACGUGACCCAGACGGAGGAAUUAAUGCUUCGAUUCAGGACCAGUAGGGCUGGUCUCUUGCUGCGAACCGCAUCAGAGCAUUCGGCGGAUCGAAUAGAAUUGGCCGUAGCUGCCGGUCGGAUCAGAGCGAGCGUCAGGCUUGGAGACAGGGAGAAGAACCUUCUAGCAGGAACUAACGUAGCGGACGACAACUGGCACACGGUCCGGUUCUCCCGCCGGGCCUCGAACCUGAGGCUGCAGGUUGACGGAGCGGCCUCGGUGCGCGGUACGUUAUCCGAAACCAUACUAGGCAAGGCGUCGACUUUAGAGAUAUCGACUCUGCAUCUUGGCGGAUUGUACCACCCGGAGGAAGAAAUCCAGAUGACCUCGACACUACCGAACUUCGUUGGAUACAUACAGAAAUUCGUUUUCAACGGCAUCAAGUAUAUCGAUAUGGCCAAAGCACUCGGCGUCGGAAGCGGCGAAGAGCACAACCGUAUAUACGACACGUCGAAUAUAAUUUUCAACGGGAGAUUCGUGAAGCCAGACUCCCUGAACGUUUACAAAGCGGUUACAUUCAAAUCGAAGCACACGUACGUGGGGCUGCCAUUGUUGAAGGCUUACGCGAACACGUAUCUAGACUUUUACUUCAGAACGACAGAAAUGGACGGUCUGUUGUUCUACAACGGCGGAAAGAAGCAGGAUUUCAUCGCCAUAGAACUGGUGAGUGGGCACGUUCACUGCGUCUUCAAUCUGGGCGAUGGCGUGGUCACAAUGAAGGACAAACUGAAGAACUUCUUGAACGACAACCGCUGGCACACCGUGUCGGUCAGACGACCCACGCCGAAGAUACACACGCUGCAAGUCGACGAUGACAUCGAAAUGCACACAACUAGCUCAAAUUUAAUGUUGGAACUGGACAGUGUCUUGUACGUAGGAGGCGUGCCCAAGGACAUGUAUACUGUACUGCCGGUGGGCGUACUUUCCAGGCAAGGUUUCGAAGGUUGUAUGUCCAGCCUUGACCUGCCAGGGGAAUCGCCAUCAUUAUUAGAGGAUGCCGUUGUACCUAGCUCAUCUUUGGGGUCUGGAUGUGAAGGUCCAACGAAGUGCACCCACAACGCAUGCGCGAACAAGGGUGUGUGCGUGCAGCAGUGGAACACGUACGUGUGUGAUUGCGACCUCACAUCUUUCACUGGGCCCACGUGCUACGACGAAUCAAUAGCGUACGAAUUCGGACCAAGCAGAGGGACAAUAACCUACACGUUCCCGCCCAGCUCAGUGGCGGAUACGGAGACGGACAAAGUGGCUCUAGGAUUCGUCACCAGCAAAGCAGAUGCUGUGUUACUGAAAAUCGAGUCUUCAAACACUCAAGAUUAUAUGCAGAUGGAGAUUAUUCGCGGAAACCUUUUCAUGGUGUAUAACGUUGGUGCCGGUGACCAUCCGCUCGGCGACGAGACGACCAGGGUCGAUGAUGGAGCGUACCACGUGGCAAGGUUCACGAGGAACGGCAGCCGGUCGUCGCUCCAGCUCGACAACUAUGACGUCAUCAUUCGGCAUCCGCAAGGUGGUCAGCAGUCGACGAUCUUCAACAGCAUGUCGGUGGUGACGGUGGGCGGCGGCGGCGGCUCGGCGCGCCCGUACAGCGGCGUGCUGGCGGGGCUGGUGGUGGACGGCGUGCGCGUGCUGGAGCUGGCGGCGGCCGGCGACCCCGCCGUGUCCGUGCGCGGUGACGUCAGACGUGCGCACGCGCCGCUCGACAGGGACAUCAACAGGAUGCAACAGACCCCGCCAUCGGGCUACGGAGGGCCGGGAGUACUGGACGAGCUCGUGUACUCGGGAGCAGGCUCAGGAUGCCGAGAUGAUGACGAAGACGCUUGCGUACUCCCCGACGCGGGGUCUGGUGAUGACCUCAUAACUCCCGUUUAUGUACCUUCGACUAGGAGACCACCUUCGAAGACGCAUAAGGGCGACACGAGCGGGAAGCUGAUGAAGCCUUGCGAUGACGAGGACUGCAUCGAGGGUUCAGGGUCCAACGGCGAAGAGAUCACGGAACCAGAACGUCCGGCGACAACGUCGAUGUCGUCCAGCACGCACAGCAUGACGCCGCCCGCGCCCGCCACCACGGAGCGGCUGCGGCCCGACGUGACGUCACCCGACGUGACGUCACACGAGGUGCCGCGCACCACGCUGCCCGACCACGACAACAUCCACGCCGCCACGUUCGGCGUGCACACCGAGACCAACAGAAAGACAACCCCGGACGACCACACGCAUACCGCGCAUUUCACUCCGACCGAUCGCCACGAAGAGGAGCCGACGCACACCACCGCCGAGGACACCAACCACAUGCCGGAGUACGAAGACCGCAACGAGAACGAGAUAGAAGCUCGCACGCCCACCUACGAGAUCGAGGGGGAGCAGGACAGAGCGCCCGGGCGAGUCCACCCGGACUACAACGGCUACGAGCACGAGAUCACCACCAAGUGGUAUCACCCGAAGACGACGGACAACAGAGUCGUGCCGCCAGAGUCGGAGUUCUUUGCCACUAUCGUUGGCAUAGUGGCGUCGAUACUGAUAGCCAUAAUAUUGAUAGUCAUAAUUGUGCUCAAAUACAUCGUGUUCAAGUUCGACCCUUCGUACAAGGUCACAGAGGACAAGAAUUACCAGCAAGGAGCCAGCGCCGCGUUGCUAGGCAACCAGAGUCACUCUGGAUACCAGACGGGAGUGCAGGGCGGCGUGGCGGCGGGGGGGCAGGGGGGCGCGGGCCGACCCCUGCAGCCGCUCGCCGCGCCCCCGCCCCACCCCGUCAAGAGGGACGGAAUCAAGGAGUGGUACGUCUAGACCACAGACGCUACAAUAACCCGAUUUAAUGUUAAUGGCUUAAUCACGACACGCUGUAAACAACACACUGAUAUUAAAAGAGCAGUGUUGAUGGU